AUGCCAACCCCAGUCGGUACAUCCAAACCAUUCCAAUUCAAUACACCCAUCGGCCAUGCUCUUGCACGCAAAAUACUUGCGAAAACAUUGCCAUUUGAACCACAUGACUACCAGAUUGAAGGAGUGUGUCAAUGCCUGGAUGGCAAGGACCUCCUGGCUAUAGUUCUGACAGGAGGUGGAAAGACGACAUACUUUUAUAUCCCUCCAAAAUAUGUUCCGGCCAAUCCAGCCAUGGUGAUUGUUUCCCCCACUAAUGGUCUAGAAGAAGAGAUGUACACAUCCCAGGAACUUGAGUUAAAGAAAUACAAUCUGAAAGCGCUGGCAAUAAACAGCCAUACUCUGCAUCAGGCCCGAGUGGCAAGACAAGAAAACCUGUGGCUUACUGCUUGCAAAUAUUCCUCAAUGAUACUACUGUCCCCGGAACAACUCACAUCUCCAUCCAUUGAGGAUAUGUUGAACAACAAAUCCUUUCGUCUACGCAUAAGUGCCAUAGGAAUAGAUGAAAUCCACUUACUGGACACAUGGGGUGUUGGAAUUGUCAAGGUCAAAGCCUGGGCCUUGUCAGACAACAUUGUGCAAUUGAGUGUUGUCCAAGGGCUGGUAGCUCAGUUGGUUAGAGCACUGCCAUAUAUAGGCAGAGGUCCUGGGUUCAAUCCCCGGCUGGUCCAAUUUGCUUUUCUGUACUCUCUGAGUCCACUGUGGAUUAUUACAUGGGGGAAUGGGUUCCGCAAUGCCUUCCAGAAAAUCGGUUAUGUGGCUGCACAAAUGCCAUCCUCAGUAGUUGAGAUAGUUGUCACAGCCACAUUGACAGCAGGACCUGCUACCAAGUGA
Molecule: messenger RNA, 831 nt
Organism: Serpula lacrymans var. lacrymans S7.9
Lineage: Eukaryota; Fungi; Basidiomycota; Agaricomycetes; Boletales; Serpulaceae
Exons: 3
Coding region: 1-831 (276 amino acids)
Molecular function (GO): ATP binding; nucleic acid binding
Source: RefSeq, a predicted model, not a curated record